GACUGAUGGGAGGAAAGGUUAGAGAUCGGACGGGAGCAGAUGAGGGAAACCUGAUGUCAGCUGGAGUUAACUAGGUACACACAAAAUGUUUAAAGCUGGAUAGCUUAAUAUAUGAAUCCAUAUAAAUCGCCUGCCGGAGAGAACGAGUCUAGAAAAACAAAUGCGAUAAGGCUAGUACCUCCAUUGUUUAUUUGGACUUGAGCCAGCCGACAAUACGAUAGCCAACGUUAGCUAGCUUACUAGCUAGCUAUGUCGUGCAUUGUUUUGUUAGUUAGAUAGCUAGCUAGCUAACUGGUGCUAGCUAGAACAGAUAUAAGCAGUGUUUCCCCUAAGCCAAAACUGGGAAUACAACUGCCAGUUAUGUGUAUAUGUUUCUUUCUGGAAGAUGGAUGAAAAGUCCACCAACAACCACCGCCUCAUAAUUGCCCUAUUGAUGGUGUUCCUCUUUGGUGUGAUAGUGCUUCAGUAUGUUUGCCCUACCUCCGACUGUCAGCUGUUGCACCUAGGGUCAUUGUUUUCAAAGUCCGGGGACAAUACUGUUCGAUCCCAGACAGAAGAACACGGAAUUGGGAAUGGACCCGGAGUAAAGGACCCGUACGUAGCCGAGGACGGUGCCCUGGCACGUUUUGUUCCCAGGUUUAAUUUCACAAUUGCUGACCUUAACCGUGCAGUGGAUUUUAACAUCAAAGGUGACGAUGUCAUAGUGUUUCUUCACAUCCAAAAGACAGGGGGUACAACGUUUGGACGUCACUUAGUGCGUAAUAUUCAACUCGAGAGGCCUUGUGAGUGUCAUGCUGGCCAAAAGAAAUGCACUUGUUACCGUCCAGGUAAAAAGGAAACAUGGCUUUUCUCACGGUUCUCCACCGGUUGGAGCUGUGGUCUUCAUGCGGAUUGGACAGAGUUGACCAAUUGCGUUCCCUACCGUAUGGACACCCGUGAGCCUUCCAAGACACCAUCUGUUCCCAGUAGGAACUACUACUAUAUCACCAUCCUGCGGGACCCGGUAUGGCGCUACCUGAGCGAGUGGCGUCAUGUGCAGCGUGGAGCCACCUGGAAGGCAUCCCUGCACCGGUGUGACGGCCAUGCGCCCACACACACCGAGCUGCCCAGCUGCUACUCUGGGGAUGACUGGUCCGGCUGCUCCCUACAGGAGUUCAUGGACUGUCCCUAUAAUCUGGCCAGCAACCGGCAGACACGCAUGCUGGCCGACCUCAGCCUAGUGGGCUGUUACAAUGUCUCGGCCAUGAACGCGGACGAACGGUGGGCGGUGCUGUUGCAGAGCGCCAAACGAAACCUGCUGGACAUGGCCUUCUUCGGGCUGACCGAGUACCAGCGCAAGACCCAGUACCUGUUUGAGCGUACGUUCCGCCUGGCGUUCAUAGCGCCUUUCACCCAGCUGAACGGCACGAGGGCAGCCAGCGUGGAGGUUCCCACUGAGACGCAGCACCGCAUCCGCCAGCUGAACCAGUGGGACGUGGAGCUGUACGAGUACGCCCGUGACCUCUUCCUCCAGCGCUUCCAGGUAGCCAGGCAGCAGGAGCGCAGGCAGGCCAGGGAGAGGAGGCAGCAGGAAAGGAGGUGGCUCAGAGGGAAGCUGGCAACCAGGCGGGGGAGGCCGGAGACGCCCAGCGAGAGACCCGGGUGGCCUGAGGCCCGGCUCGGCCAGAGCUCCUUUUUAACCACCCCUGACGUUAGACACAAAGGAGGGGCUGAUGGAGGGGAGGUGGACACCGAGGUGCAGCUGCCAGACUGGUGGGACUUGGAGGAGAACAGCACCAUGGAAGACUACUUGGACAAUGUAGAACAGUGGUAGUGAUGGGACCAAGCUGGAGAGACUGGGGUUUAACUUUGCUGAGUUUGCCAGGUUUGCCUUCAUCCAACCGGAUUCAAAUGGUAACAGUGCAUGCAUCUUUUAACAAACAACCAGAUCUUUAGUUCAUUUGUGGCCAAUGCAAUACUACUGUAUGUUUAUACUGUACUAGUUCUCGAUUGUAAUUUGUGUAUUUAACACAUUUUUGUGUUCAGUACAUUUCUUAUGAAGUAAACCAAGGAGUAGUCCUUGCCAAUCCAAUGCAGACCACAAUCACCCAGGCCUUCUCGGAUGUUUGUUUAAUUACACCCCUUGCACUGAACAGUAUUUCAAAUAUCGUGGGGGGAGGGGGCGAGAUACAUGCCAAUCUUUUGUAUAUCUGUACAUGUGAAAGUUGUUAAUAAAUAUGUUAAUAAAUUCUGAAUUUAUGGCAACAAAGCUUUCAGAUAUGUCACAUGUAUGUUACAAGAAAAAGGCUUGAAGCAAGGAAUUGGACUAGUAAUCAGAAGGUUGCUGGUUUGAUUCCCAGCUGUGCCAAAUAACGCUGUGUCCUUGGGCAAGGCACUUCACCCUACUUGCCUCGGGGGAAUGUCCCUGUACUUACUGUAAGUCGCUUUGGAUAAGAGCGUCUGCUAAAUUACUAAA
Molecule: messenger RNA, 2455 nt
Organism: Osmerus eperlanus (European smelt)
Lineage: Eukaryota; Metazoa; Chordata; Actinopteri; Osmeriformes; Osmeridae
Gene: hs6st2
Product: heparan sulfate 6-O-sulfotransferase 2
Exons: 2
Coding region: 386-1813 (475 amino acids)
Cellular component (GO): membrane
Molecular function (GO): heparan sulfate 6-sulfotransferase activity
Source: RefSeq, a predicted model, not a curated record